Myripristis murdjan (pinecone soldierfish) is the source of this 12753-nucleotide messenger RNA. RefSeq names its product creb3 regulatory factor (gene crebrf). The transcript has 10 exons. NCBI's taxonomy places the organism in Eukaryota, Metazoa, Chordata, Actinopteri, Holocentriformes, Holocentridae. Gene Ontology annotation, cellular component: nucleus. Gene Ontology annotation, biological process: regulation of transcription by RNA polymerase II; response to unfolded protein. The record is from RefSeq and is a predicted model, not a curated record. Gene Ontology annotation, molecular function: RNA polymerase II transcription regulatory region sequence-specific DNA binding; DNA-binding transcription factor activity, RNA polymerase II-specific. Bases 371 to 2524 code for a protein of 717 amino acids.
AGAAAAACAAAACAAACCCGAGAGCUCAACGCGUGGACUCCAUUGAUAAUGGCCUUAUUAUCGUCAACAUAGGAACCGAUACGAGACCCAACACGAAGCGAGACGUUUACGUGGGUGUCCUGAAAGACCUGCAGUAUACAGGGAACCACACCAGACUAGAGCAGAACAGACCAAACCAAACCAGGUCUAGUCCAGUUUGUGGGCCUCCUGCCCACCUCCCUUCCUGAGCCUUGCAGCCUACACACCCCAGCGCUCUGUGAUUGUCUCCCUCGGCUUCGCUUUCUUGUGCUGAUCAGACAGCCUCACACCGCUGGGACUGGACAGGAGACCCAGAGGUUCCCCCCGCUGGAGCUCUGAGCUGUGCCUGGCAAUGCCUCAGCCCAGCAUCAGUGGGAUGGAGCCUCCCUUUGGGGAUGCCUUUCAGAACUACUCGUUUGCUGACCAGGCCCUGACCAGCACUGAGCUGCUCGCCAGCAGCUCUGACCCAGAUUUCAUGUACGAACUGGACAGAGAUAUGACCCACCGGCAGAGCCCCUGUGGAGAUAACGUGGUGGGGGUCGGGGAUGGGGGAAAGGAGGUGGAGGGCUGCGUGGAUCAGCUGAUGGGAUUGGGAGAGUAUGAGACGGUCUGCAGCAGCUCCGCAUUCGAACAGUGGGACUCCUCCUGGGAGGACCUCACCAGAUAUACACGGCUGGCCAGCUGUGACAUCUGGGGCACCAAAGAGGUGGACUUCCUCGGACUGGAUGACUUCUCUAGUCCCUACCAGGAUGAGGAGGUGAUCAGCCGAACCCCAACACUGGCGCAGCUCAAUAGUGAGGAUUCACAGCCUGUCUGCGAGGCACUCUACCACUCCACCACUGACCUGUCCCUACCUGCCUCACAGUCUCAGUCUCAGUUUCCCCUCCCCCCCUGCCACAAUAAGAGACCCCCAGGGUUUAGCCUAGGAUCUGGGCCUGGCACUACACGGCUCCCGCCCGCAGCCCCGUCCUCAUCCCAUCCCUCCCGCAGCCCUCUCCCUGACUUCCCUGAGGGUCCCCAAAAAGCCACCUGGCCUGUUCCUUCCAGCACUGAGGCUAUGGCCAAGUCCCAGAACCACCUCAGUCUCACCCAGGACCUCACACAAGCUCCACCCAAGCCCCAGGGGUACGGAACCAAGAUGGCAGCCCCACACUCCCACGGCUCUGACUUUGUGCGGAAGGCCAAAGUCCGAGUGAGCGCCGCCCAUAAAGCUCAGACAGACAUAACCUCCCAGCAGGAGGUUGAGGGGUCAGAUCCGCCUCUACCGCUCUCCCAGCCCCAAGAUGAAAAGGCCUCUACUUCAGGAAACGCCGCCUUUGUUGGGGUCGCUGGCACCGCAGCCGGUGGCUCUGGCGGUGCAGAAGGGACAGGGAGGAGGGAGGUGCCUGUCAGCUGGUCAGCCGCCGUGCCCCAGCUGGUCGCAGCUAGCCAGGCCUUGGAUGACAAUACCUCUGGGCUGGUGAGCGGCAGCAUUAGCCUGCCAGGGGCUAGCAGUAGUGUUCUGGUCGUGGAGGGCACCGAGAAGAGCAAGGAGGAGGAGCACAACUACUCUCUGUUCCUGACCCGCACCAGACUGGCUGAGAGAGCUCACUCCCAGCAGGAGGAGGAGGACGAAGAGGAGGAGGAAGAGGUGGAGGAAGAAGAAGAGGAGGCCGAGGGGCUGGAGCUCAAUGACGAAGACCACGACGAGGGCUUUGGCAGCGAGCACGAGCUGUCUGAGAAUGAGGAGGAAGAGGAAGAGGAGGAGGACGAAGACUAUGAAGCAGACAAGGAUGACGACAUGAGCGAUGCCUUCUCCGAGCCAGGCUGUGAUGUGGAGUUGAUGGAGGACAUUAAAGGCCUGACAGCAGGAGUUUCCAGUCGGAAGAGAGGCAAGCGCCGCUACUUCUGGGAGUACAGUGAGCAGCUCACCCCCUCCAAACAGGAACGCAUGCUCAAGCCCUCUGAGUGGGACAGACAUACGCUGCCUAGCAACCUAUACCAGAAGAACGGGCCUCUCCAUGGAAAGUACAUGCUGAAGAAGUCUCGCCGUACGGAUGUGGAAGACCUGACUCCCAAUCCACGGAAGCUGCUGCAGAUCGGCACUGAGCUCCGCAAACUCAACAAGGUGAUCAGCGACUUGAUCCCGGUCAGUGAGCUGCCGGUCACUGCACGACCACGGUCCCGCAAGGAGAAGAACAAGCUGGCAUCCAGAGCUUGUCGCUUAAAAAAGAAAGCCCAGUAUGAAGCAAACAAGGUCAAGCUGUGGGGACUCAGCACAGAAUACGAUCGGCUGCUGUUUGUGAUCAAUGCCAUCAAAGAGGAGAUAGUGACACGGGUGAAGGACUCCUCCCCGCAUUCAAGCAACAUGACUGACACUCUGGACAGGCUCAUCCAGGAGACGCUUGUGACAUCACCUGUUGCCGGGCAGACCUCAGACUUUGUCAACCAGAUCUUGGAGAACACUGGGCGCGGCGAUCCCACCGGAGGACUGGUCGGCCUGCGAGUCCCCACCUCCAGAAUCUAGACAAAUCCCACCCACCCCUGAGAGGAGUGGGUUAAAUAUUACCACCGUGCUGUCCCAUUGUAACUAUGCUCCCCUCUGCAUGCCCCGCCUUCCUAGAGUACAUACACAUUGUUAGUCACACAAGCACACAUACCACUCCCUGUGUGUAUGUAUGUAUGCUUGUUUAGCCAUGCACCCGUAUGGCAUAGACCCUAGCUUUCUGUCUCUGCGCACAGCAGUGCUGCAGAGACGUCACCGUCUCCCAACUCAUCAUGAGCGUCUGUUGGGAAAAGCGUCUUAAAAAGCAGGUGAUGGUUUAGGUGUGUAGCUAAUAGCACGUCCUAAAUCCACUGGUGAUUAAUAGAUGUGUAUAGUGUAACAUUGUGUUAGCUCCAGGCUAGGGUCAGCUCUGUCAGUGGUCUGCUCCUGUAGAGCCUAACGACAGUCACAUGAGUGUAACCACUGGUAUAGUUUCACACAAUUUGAAAGAAAGAAUUGUUUCAGAUUGGAAACCAUUGAAGGCUCAAGAAGCUCCAGUUAUUAUUUAUUAAAAAUGUCACCUCUCAUGGCAACAAUAACAACAGAAAAAGAAUAGUUCCAGGUUGUUAAUCAACCUACUCAACAACACUCUUUGAUUACCGUGGCUGUGGCAGCCAAGGCUGACAGUGCAGAACUGCAGAGAGAAGCAGCGUGCUGAAAGGCAUUAUGGGGUAGCAGGAAAUAUUUUUGCAUUGAAGGCCUGAAUAUGGUCAUGCCAUCCCCUGUGUGCCAGUCUGCGCUGCUGUGAAGAGGUAAGGAUUAAUGUUUAGCAUGUUAAAUGCUCACAAAAAAUCCCUCAGACAAUAUUGAGUUGAAACUUUAGCGGAUGAAUGAAUUCUCUGCCUUGUUAGAAAGUUAAAUUUAGACUUGAGAAUGAAGCACCAGAUGUCCUGCUGAUCGACUGAAUUUAGGCAGGUGGACGCUUUGACAAUGUUAACUAAAACAUCAGGAAGUAGGCGACCAUGUUGCGUGGAAGGGGAUGUAGUUUGGUGCUUUGGCCUCAUCCAAAGCUCUUUUCUGGCUCUAAUCGGAUGAAACGGCCAGGUGAAAUGGCCAGCGUGCCAGUACGGGAGCAGACUGUGAGGUAGAUGGCGGUGGCAGCAGCGGCGAUGAUGAUGAUGAAGAAGAUUAUUUACGAUGAUCCAUCUCCUCUAGGAACUGUUCUGAAAGUGUCUCCCAAUGGAAGCGGCAUCGGGCCCCCUUUUUUUGUAUAGUAGGGAUGACCAGGCUAACAGUUUGGUGUGUUCAUACUAGUGUUUGAUCAGAGUUAUAUUCAUUGUGCCUUGUGUAUGUAUGUGUGUGUGUGUGCGUGCAUGUGUGUGUGAGUGUGUGAGAGGGAUGGAGAGAGGAGAGGUGAUUGGUCAGAACUCCCUGAGGUCCAAACAAGGAGAGGACUACUUUACACUUAGGGAUCAUUAAUGAGUGCAAGGAGGGAGACACCUGUGGGGUUUGUUGUAUUUCAGCUGUUUAAAGAUAUUCUGAAUGUACAUAAGAAAAUGGAAGCUCUCGAUGCGUGAUGCCACAGAGUCUGUGUAUAUAGGAGGGCUCUGCAAUAGAUUACCUAUGGUUUUUGGUACUCUUGUCUUUGGGGAAAGGGGAGAGGGUUAAAAGAUAUUUUCGUUUAGAGUUACAAAAAAAUAUUUGCACACUAUAUUUUGAUUGUUUUUUGUACCAAAGACACAUGCAACGAAAUGGCGACCAGCCAGUUAAAGUAAGGUUUUGCACAGCUUACCUGACGCCGUAUUGAAUGUAAGAAAUGUGGGAGGGUCAGGGAAUUUCAUAGAACUGUGAAAUUAGCUCUGGUCCAAUUCUGUAUAGAAAAGGAACAUUCAUUUAGUUGUUGUUUUCUUGUUUUCUUUCUUUCUUUUUUUUUUUUUUAUCUAAAAACUUAUCACAUCCCUGGGCUUCUCCAGUAGAUUUAUUGUUAAGGAAGCACUUCAUUCCUGAAUUGAUUCCACCCUCCACAUGCUAAUUGUGUUAUGGCGCUAUGUAGGACAAAUAUGAGAGCGCUAGUAGAUAAGCUAUGUUACAUUUUUGCUUGUUUUGUCAAAAUGUCACCAACAAUAACCAAAAUGUUAUGUAUCUGUGUCACUUGUUUGAUUUCUGUAUGUAGAUGAGAUUUAGUCCAUCAAAAUAUUAACUGAAUUAUGUGUUUUAAAGUACUGUAUAUAACAACAUUCAUGAUAUAUCUAUCAAUGGUGAAUUGCCACUUUUCAUGACAAUUGAUACAUUAUUAAGCAUGACACAUUUCUAAAGCCUAUCCUUGCAUUGAGAAACUUAGAGGAAAAAAACUGAAUGAAAAACAAAAACAAAAAAAUAUUCUUGUUAUAUUUUUGUAUUUUAGCUGCCUCUUAGCUUUGCUGUUUGGUUUGGAGAAGAGGUUUAAAGGAGAGAUGGAGGGAAAGAGGAAAAUGGUCUUAACAAGCAGUCUGUUCAAUCUGAUGGUUUGAUGUACAAACCGACCCUUGAUCCCUCUUGUGUCCUUUGCUGGUUCAGUGUAAAGCCGCUUUUCCACCGCAUGGUACGGCUCAACUUGACUCGAAUACUAGCUUUUGGUACCGGGUAGUGCUGAUAGUGUCCCCUCAGCGUAGCCGGUCUUUGUGGCGACCCUGUGUGAAGCUGCCAUGACGUCAUCUUCAGUGCGACACACACACCAACAAUGUCGGACACCAAAAAGCACGGUGUUCCUGAUUCUCGUUAUGUCGCUGUUUGUCACAGCAAGGAUACAGAUUCAGUUUUCAGACGAGGCUGAAGGCAGCAAAACAAAAGGCUGCUGAUUAAAAAUAAGACAGUUUGGAAAAUCCUUCAUCAGAGCUCAGUCGUGCAAUGAUGACAGUGAUGAUUCUAGUGACGAUUCACCUUUUAGUCUCGUCUCAGCCCCCGCAGAACCUCGACCGAUUGAUACCAAACAAAAGUCCCGGGUAGCAUCCUCAACUUUUUCCCCGAUGGAAAACCAAAAAAGGCAAGUAGAGGCGAGUCGAGUUGAGCCGUGCCAUGCGGCGGAAAAGCGACUUCAGACAGAGAUUCGGGACUGCAUGUAUUCAAAACACACAAUGCAACGAAGCCAUGGUCUAAUUUGAAUUGUGUUUAAACAGUAACUUGCUGUUUAUAGUGUAGAGGAGUGGAGCCCAAUGAAUGCAAGAAAAACCCAGUAUGUCACCAUGGAGUUGCCAGGGAGCUAGGCGAGCACUGCCACGUCCGAUCAUGUACCGGUGGGAAAGGUUGUGACAGAUUCUCUAAGAAAGCCAAAGCCAUUAGAGUCUGUUCCACAUCAAUACGGAGUCAGCACCUGGGCAUCGUCACUGUCGUUUUCGCUCGUGUUUUCCCUCGUUAACCUUGUAGCUGUGUGAAUUUUGCAUCCGGAAGGGACUGGCUUCGCUCUCUUUGGGGCUGCACUGAUGAAUUUCUUGUCUGCCUGGCCUUCAGUUCUCAGCCUACGUUUUUCUCCUCACCAGUCACAGUAGCAAAAGAGUCGCUCAGCUCGUGUAAACACAGAGUAACAACACCCAGGCCACUAACCGACAGUCUGCAAAAAUUUUGGAGCCAGCGAGAGUGCGUGACACCUGUAUGCUUAAGCGGCCGCCUCAGAGGAAAGUCCCGCCAUUCCCCUAGAAUUGCAAAAUUCACCCGCUCACAAAGUAACCGGGCAAAUACGAGUGAAAAUAAGUGAGUCACGGGGCUGACUUCGGGCUAGUUUGAUAAUGGCUCCUGUGUGAGGAAAGACCCGCUUCACAGAAUGAAUCGUUGACGAUGUGUGAUGCUUUCUCAUGUAACUGGUUGAGGAUGCAGAGCUGUGGUCCUAGGCUGUGGUUUUCCUGUACCGUGUGUGCGUGAUUGAAUAACAGCUAGUGCUACAUACAUAUUUUUACUCUUGUUUUCUGUUCAAUCUAAAAAGGGAGAAAUGGUGCUUUUUUCUGAAAACUAGAAUGAUGAGUAUCUAUGAUUCUUAUUUGACUUGUUGUUAGUCUAGUUGUAGCCUAAAGACUCGCUCUCUCCCACCGUCCAUAGCUAUUUUCUUAGUAGUGAUUCAUUUUGUAAAUAGACUAUAAGUUAAAAAUGUAUCUUCUAAAUGUUAGAUAUAUGUAUAGAAUAUUCUAUCUUACAUGUUUGAAAACAAAAGCACUUUGUUCCAAAAAAAGGAAAAAAAAAAGAAAAGCAUUUUUUUCUUCCAUUUGCUGCUAAAAGGCCUGGUGUGAAUGCUGCAGUGCACUUGACGAUUACUUGCUAGGAUAGGUCUAUUACCUGACUUGGAUAGGUCUAUAGCGUCGCAAGAAUAGGUCUAUGGCCUGACUAGGUCAUGGGGUUAGAUUGGUCUGUCUGUGGCCAUGUGAUGAUAUGAGGUAUUGUGUGAUAGUAUAUCAUUGCUUGGCUGUAGAAAGCCUGAUGUCUUGGAUAUGCCUAUGUCUUUGACAGGAUAGGUCUAUUUCCUGGUCAGGGACUGUGUGGAUAGUGUGUUUGUGGUCUUAAAAGAGGUGUUUGAUUCCAGGGCCCCUACAUUGAUUCUGAUGAUGACCCCCCUUGGCGUCAUGAUUCAUUUGCCUUCAGUAGAGGUUUCCUAUGGAAAAACUGAUUCUGCUUUGGCUUCCUCUUCAGGGUGAUGUACAGUGUAGACACAUUUCUCCAGAGAGCUAUAUUAUCAUUUUUAAACUGAUUUCUACUUGUGACUUAAUGAGGAGGGGUGUAGCCUGGGGCGGCCAGGACGAGCCUGAUUGAAAGAGGUUGUUCCUGGCCGCCUUGGGGGAAGUUACUAUAUCACUGUACUGUAUGGCAAGCCAAUUACAAAUGGAAACUCAAUCCGGACACUUAUUGCCUUCUUAAAUAACUUUGUCACUUACACACAAACAAUAACAAUAAAAUGUAAGACAUCAGUCGGCUGCCGGCGGGUUCACCCGUGGUGUGUGGGCUGUGUCUACAAUAUGGUCAACAACAACAACAAAUCCAUUCAGCCUGAUUGGCUCAAAACAUGACUGAGGUAGCAGACAUGGGAGGAAUAGAUUUGAAAAUGGAUUCAAAUGUUUUCAGUACUCCUUGUGCUUGAUGUCACCAAAUCAGGCGCUCGAAUAUUUGAAGCAUAUUUUCAGCUACAGUUUUGCCUGAGUCUGACAGGGGGCGGACAGUGGCUCGUUGUUCAGCCAGUUUAAGGGCCGCUGGCUGGCCGACAGUAAGCUUGUGUGUUUUGUUGUCGAUCACGAGGCUGGUUCACGAAAGAGUCCUCACAGGUUUUUACAUUUAACAUGAUAGGCGCAAGCUGUGCAACUUUACAUUCAAACCAGGAGACUCUGUGGCAUUUUAACAGUCAAGGAAAUGAGUGAAAAUCCACGCCAGUAAAACUAUUCCUUAUCCUUUUUUUCUGAUGACAUAAAACCUAUACAGUCAAUUAUUAAGCUAAUAGAGUGUGUAAGUUUGUGCUACUCUUGUCCAAUAAAAGCUAAGUGGAUUCGUAAAGCUCUUCUUCAGCAAAUCAGGGUAAUAUUGUUCUUCUAUUUGAGAUAUGUGAUGACAUAUAAAAUCUAAAGAAAAUAUAUUUAUGUAUUCCAAUUUAUGUCGCCAUUCUUUCCUCUGUACAAAAAAAAAUAUUGUGUGUGUGUUAUUAAUUAUCAAUGUCAAUCAAUAUGGUGCAAUGCUCUCUACACAAACAGAAAAAAGGCCAACAAACCUGUCACAAGAAUUCACUAGGUUUUUCAGCUCUCUCAAAAACCCUUAUUCCAACAUACACAACUUAUUGCCGUUUCCCCUCAGGAGGGAUUUGACUCUGCUUUCCGGUUUUGAUCCAACUAGGGUUUGUCACAUGGUGCUGAUUACUUGUGAAUAUUAUUAUCCACGAAAUUAACUGGCAUGGGGUGAAGACAGCCUAUUUGUAUUCAGAUCCACCCAUAAGAAACAUUGCUCAUUCAUUUGAAAUAGUCGUCAUUAGACCAGACAUCCUUGUUUAUGUUGAUUGAUUAUAAAUGUUGACUGAAGGCAUGACUUCCCAGUUGGACCAAUCAGAGGAAGACACAGAUUCUUGUUCUAAACAGUAGAAUGGUGAUUUCUGUAUCAAUGAUCUGUAUGAUUGUUAUUAGGCAUACUAUUUGGAAAAAAAAACAACAACAACAAAAAAAACAGACUCUUGGAUUUGACGCCACAGCCCGAAGUCACAGAUGUGCUCCAAUCUGUGUGAGAGGCACAUAUUUACUGCAACUGCAAAAUGUAUUUACAUAUAUUCAUAGUCCUUGUUGGGCUGAUAAUGUCACAAAACCAACAUGUUUGACUGUGACGAACAAAUUAAUUAAUUAGUUUGAAGUAAACCAACCCUGACCCCCGUAGUACACCAAGUGCCCCACUGGGUGUGAUGUCCGAUCUCUAAGUCUGGAAUUAAAUUUUUUUUAUUUUAUGUUAUUUUUAUUUUUUUGAGGCAUUUUCAAGGUCUUGUCUUGUUCUAACUGGUGUGAGCUGCACUUGUUGCUUGUAAAACACUUCAAAUUUAGAGGCUGAAUGCUGACUCCACAUUUCUUCCCGUGUAAAAUAGAAAAAUGGAGAAAUGUACAAUAUGAGGAGAAUGCAGUGGGUAUGAUUUUAUUGCAUGCCAAUUCCCUGACUAGAACUGAGAGAAUCUUGUGACAUCUGGAAUUCCUGGCAACCGAAAUGGUUUGGAAACAAAUCUGGCAAAAUAUCUCUGAACCUUCUUCAACAAAACUUACUGCAUGGCUUUCGGGCUCACGAUAGACGUGAGUGUUUCUCAUUUCACUCAGUCUGAUGAUUUUGUACUUGCUGCUAAUGAAUGAGCACAAACAUGAGUUUGCUUUAGGAUGUCUUCAUGACACAAUUCCAGUAUAUUACGAGCCCCUGUUUUCACGCCCCCUUUUUCCUGCAAAAACACAGUCACCAGACCAACGCCGUUACUCACCUUGCACUUGGUUUUUACAAAUACUCAAGAAAAAAAAAAAACGAACAUUAUUUUGAAUAUGAUGCCUGCUGAACCAGGUGCCUUAAACAAACAAAUGAGAACACAAACUUGAUCUGCACCUUUUGUCAGUCUGGAGAGGGUUUCCCUGCAGAGACCAGGGGCUUGGUUUCCCAAAACAUCAAUGGACGUCGAAGGAUGUGACGUCUCUAUUGGCCAUGUAGCCGUUAUCCAAUCAAUGCUGACUGGCUGGGUAACUUAAAGACAUGAUAGGAGAACCUUAAAAUAUAUAUAUAUAUUUUCGUUUUUCAAAUCAAGACAUUUUCUAAAUAUCUAACUAGCACAUUUUAUGGUUGGGUAUGAGUUGUUUUCUUUUUCUGUUUUUCUGACUUUGUAUAAUUGAAGUCUCGGCGGGAUAAAAGCCCAGAUUUGUGAACUAAGUUGAUCUUGUUUUGGGAAACCAGGUUCAGGUCCUGUUUCAGCUCUUUCUCUGCCCACUACGCCACGCUAUUGUGUUUUCAGUGUUGGCUGCUGCUGCUAUUGCUGCUGGUGUUGUCCGUGUAGAGGAGAGCAGCUCCACUGUAUCCGAGACAGGAGAGCUCAGCCUGCUUUCACCUGUUCAACUACAAUGUAUUCCUCUUCUGCAGUUUGAACACGGGCCGCCGUGUUGCUGCCGCUCCAGACCUUUCUAGAAUGAAAAGACAAACUUAACCUUUCCUCUCCAUUCCUCGACAUUGCUAUUAUGAAGUGCCAGACCCUCCUUGAAGUCAGUGUUGGCACUUGAGUCGCACGAUGCGAAGCGACAACUGAGCAUGGAGGCAAACUGUGGUGCUAACAUGUCAUUGGCUGGGUGCUAACAUGGCUGCGUUUUAGCUGUUUUAGCCAUAUUCGUUCUCUUGAAGACUCGUCAGUCGCGUGUUUUUGACCGCUGCACUGCUGUACGCUGACAUAGCGAGGUCGAACUCUGCUGCUGCAGCUUUGCUGAUGAAUGUAGACUAGUCUUCCUCAGCAGGAUCUUAGAGAAGAGCAUGGUACAUAUUCUCGGUGGCGCCUUCCUGUCGUCAGAUCUUGAGUUAGACUUUGUUAGUGAGCAGAGAGCGAGACAGGCUCUCUUUAUCAUCAGGAUGCAGAAAGAUCAUGAAUGUUGUGUCUUUAUACGGCCACUGUCCUACUUAUGGUCAAACCUUUUUUUCAAUUAUGAUUUGAUAUUUAUGAUCUGAGUCUGUCAAAAGUUGCACUUUUGAUUUUUUUUUUUUUUUUGUUCUAAAUUGUACUUAAUUGCCUUUUCCCCCAGCCAUUUUUUUUUACUUGUUUACUUGUAUUUAUUUGUUUAGGUCUGUAGCUUAAAACCUGAGGACAUAUUCUCUUGAAUCUAGAUUAUAUUGCUGUUCCACUGAAACUGGCUUGACCAGGAGUCAGAGACUUGGCAUCCGUUCCACCAACAUAAAUAAAGUCACAAUGAAGUGAAAUAAACAUUUUUUUAUUUUCCAGUAGUUCCAAAACAUUUACAAAAUCUGUAUUUUCUGGUAGGUUUUCCUUUUUUUAAGCAAAAUCCCAUCAUUUUGACUUCCUAGAAAGCAGUGUACCAGUAGGCUUUACUAAAAUCUCCAACCAAUGAAACAUUUGACCCAUCAAAGACAAUAUAUAUGUUUUUUUCUCCCUAGCUGAUAUGCCAUUGGUUGACCCUUUUGAUUGAUCCCUUCCCACAUGAAACCCCACCAUAAUUUCAUGUUUCAACAUUAAAUUCAUAAAAUGAAGCAAGACUCUCUGAAAAAGCCGCUUCAUUGUGACUUGAAGCUUGCGGUGUGUGUGGAACCAGUGAGGACUUGUGUCACUGGAGAUGUUUCGGUGUCGGCCGGUAAACUGGUGUGGAGUCGGCGAGCCGAGCCUCUCCCUGACACAAGUCCGUCCUGCCAUGACUCUCGAGCGAGGUUCGGGAGCUCCAGAGCCCAAAAUGCGCUCCUGGUCAGGGGUCAGCUCUUGAAAAAGGAAAAUCUGACCCUGAGAUCAGUUUUCUGGGAUAGCCUCAUCUCCAUCCAGAGAUGUUGGAGCCCUCUGGAUGCCUCUUAGGAAGGGCUUUGGGUCCGCGGUGCGCAAUUGUCUUGCCAGGGAGCUCCUGAGAUUAGCCAGGGGUCACUAGGGCUGGUGGGCAGAGACCCCCUCCUUCCCCCCCCUGCCAUGAACCCUGAGAGGGGGGGGGGGGGGACUUUCAUUUCCUCUCCUGCAGACUGAUCUAAUAAACAAUAACAACCCAUCCUCAAUAAUAAAAAGCAAAACCCCCUCUUUCUGUAUCAACACACAUUAAACUCUUCAUCAUCCAACACUGCAAUGAUUUACAUCUCCUACCAGACUUUUGCCAAAAUGCAUGGAGCGAGAGAGAUUCAACAAAAAAAAAAAGACGAAAAAGAUUUAAAAAAAAAAAAAACAUUUCUCUUAAAAGCAUUCGUUCUGUGUUUUUUGAUAAUACUGGCGAAACAGUAACACGAUUUUCUAGGAAAUCCAUACAAGUCCUAACAUGUAGGGAACGUGGGAGAUAUCGGCCAUCCUGAGCUCCACAGCUACAUGCCGUCGUUGUGAUGCUUCUGAUCUUGUAUGGUAACUUAUUUGACUAGAUCAACAGCAUGGGAUCUUUCUGUAGCUAGUCCUGUGUGUGUUCCUCUCCCCAGUCUCAGUAGGAAGGCUGUACUUCAUUGCUAAGUGCUCUGUAAUAGAUCUCUUGGUGAUUCUUCUUCUUCUUCUUAUUUCAUAAAGCGAAACCUGCAGAAAGUGUAUCCUGCUGAAACUAACUUGAUCCUCUCUUUAGCAAUGACGUCUAUAUUUGUAGGUCACAUAUAUGCCUGUUCAAAUACAAUAUCUUGACAGUUGUAAUAUUUAUGUUGUGUAAUAAACAUCGUGCUGGGUUUAUACUUUUGUUCUAUCUAACUUUUUUCUUUACGUUUUACAUUGUAAACGUUUCUUUCUUUCUUUUGUUUUUUUUUUUUGUUUUUUUUUUUUUUUUUGGAGGCACAGUGGGUGGCAUGACAGCAUGGAAACCUAAAUGAUGAACUGUAUUGGUUGUAUUGUCACAACUUGUUCAGCUUCGGAGCUUCUGACGCAGUUUUAUGGCUCCGGCUGUUUGACAUCCUGCGGACACCUGCCCUGAAUCUCUGUUGUGUGUUAUUGUGCCUCUCUUUCACUUUUUUUUUCUUUCUUUCUUUCUUUUUUUUUUCAAUCAUCCUUUCUCUGUUGUAUCAGCCGGGAGUUGGUACCACAGUUCUGCUUGUAACCACAAUAGUCUGAUUACGUUUAUUGAUUUUAAUAUCAAAGUAAUAAAAACAUUAGCACCACA